Molecule: messenger RNA, 703 nt
Organism: Terrapene triunguis (Three-toed box turtle)
Lineage: Eukaryota; Metazoa; Chordata; Testudines; Emydidae
Gene: MRPL14
Product: mitochondrial ribosomal protein L14
Exons: 3
Coding region: 93-533 (146 amino acids)
Biological process (GO): translation
Cellular component (GO): ribosome; mitochondrion
Molecular function (GO): structural constituent of ribosome
Source: RefSeq, a predicted model, not a curated record
AUCGUUCCCCUCGCUCCCCUUUUGCGCAUGCGUGCUGGGGAUCGAGCCGGGGGCGUGGGGAGCCUGCGGCCUGGCUUGUUACCAGAAUCUCAAUGGCUUUCUUGAAUAGGCGACUGGGCUUGCUGUUAACCCAAGUAAACAGAGCAGUCGAGCAGCGGCACUUCAGCAUCACUGGAGCAUGCAGUGCGAUACAGAAACUGACCCGCGUGCGAGUGGUGGACAACAGUGCCUUGGGGAACACGCCGUACCAUCGGCCGCCCAAAUGCAUCCAUGUGUAUAACAAGACUGGAGUUGGUAAAGUGGGGGAUAAAAUUCUCCUGGCUAUCAAAGGAGAAAAGAAAAAGGCUUUAAUUGUAGGUCACAGGAUGCCUGGCCCUCGCAUGACACCUAGAUUUGAUUCCAACAAUGUGGUGCUCAUCGAAGACAAUGGAAACCCAACCGGGACUAGAAUAAAAACCCCAAUACCCUUGAUCCUGCGGAAGCGCGAAGGAGAGUUCUCUAAAGUGUUGGCCAUUGCCCAGCACUUAGUGUGAAGACUAUGAAAGGUCUCAGGCUGUCCUGCUGCAUGAUCUUUGAAAGAGUAAGUGUUCCAUAUGGUUCCACUUAACCUAGAAGAGGAUCCAAGGAGAACUGAGGUUCAUCAGGAGACUUGUCUUCUACUUGUGAAUUAAGAUCUACAGCCGAAUAAAAGAUUUUUAAGGCA